AUGAGCGAACCCAGCAUACUGGACCGACUCCUGGCCCUUGACACCAACACAGUCUCGGACGCCCUAGACUUCCUCGAGCUCAAGGGAGCCAGCUACGACGUCAAACCGCUCUGGGACUGCCCCAAAAUUGUUGGCCGCGCCAGCACAGUGAAGGUUGGCACCAAGCAGGAGAGUGCGCCUCCGACAGUUCAUCUUAUUUCUCCAGUCGUCGACGCAAUAACAACAAACGACCGCAUUCUCGUCAUUGCCGGGGGCACCGACGGUGUCUCCUGCUGGGGCGACAUCCUCGCCAAUGCCGCACAAAUGAAACAAAUCCGGGGAACCAUUAUCGACGGAAUGUGCCGGGAUAUUGACGGCAGCCGCGAGAUCGGAUAUCCCGUCUACGGACGUGGCGUAACCAUGGUCAGUGCACGAAACCGGAUAGUGCAGAUAGAAUCUGGAUCGCCUAUUCAGUUUCGCGAUGGCGGAGUCACUGUGAACGAAGAUGACUAUGUCAUUGCCGAUCGAUGCGGGACUGUCUUCAUCCCCGCUCAGCGCAUACUGGAGGUGGUCGAACUGGGAGAGCGGAUUGACCAGCGGCAAGCACUUAUGGUCCAGGACGUGCGAACAGGCAAGCCAGUGUCUGAGGUUAUGCAUGACACCAAAUUUGAAGCCAUUCACCCACAACAAAAAAAGACACCAUCGCCCGAUGCACCCGCAGGGUCUUGUAGUCGCAACCGCAAUUCCAAAAAAGCGUCUGCCGAAGACCAGGAGCUGUCAGCGCUGUUUGCUGAUUUGGACACGCCAGCGGUCUCGGAUGCCCUGGACAAACUCGGGAUUCAUGGGCAGCCAUUGAAUAUCAUGCCGUUGGCGAAUUACAGCAAGGUAACGGUUGGGCCGGCCUUCACGGUGACUUACCUCCCCGCCGGUAACCCACCGGGAAGCGUUGGUGAUUUCAUUGAUGAUGUUGCGGUGGGCGAUAUUAUAGUUAUUGAUAAUAACGGCCGCGUGGAUUGCACUGUUUGGGGUGAUAUCAUGACUCAGUACGCUGGACUACGUGGGAUUGCCGGGACAGUGAUAGAUGGUGUGUGCCGCGAUGUAAAUCGCGCAAUCAAUGACGGCUACCCACUCUUCACUGCUGGUCGCUGGAUGCGGACCGGUAAGGAUCGAGUGCAGGUAGGGGCGGUAAAUCAGCCGGUUAGUAUUGGCAAGGUGCGGGUAUGCCCUCGUGAUAUUGUGGUUGCCGAUGCAAACGGCGUGGUUAUCGUUCCUCGGGAACGGGCCCGUGAUGUCGCUGAGAUCGCACGAAAGAUCGAGAAGAGCGAAGAGAGCAUUAGAGAGCUGAUUGCCAGGGGCGCCACUAUUGCUCAGGCGAGAAAGGAUCUGGGGUACCAUACGCUACAGCGCAAGAGUUAG
Molecule: messenger RNA, 1395 nt
Organism: Aspergillus calidoustus
Lineage: Eukaryota; Fungi; Ascomycota; Eurotiomycetes; Eurotiales; Aspergillaceae
Source: the annotation of a GenBank genome assembly